Molecule: messenger RNA, 1686 nt
Organism: Pocillopora verrucosa
Lineage: Eukaryota; Metazoa; Cnidaria; Anthozoa; Scleractinia; Pocilloporidae
Product: serum response factor
Biological process (GO): positive regulation of transcription by RNA polymerase II
Molecular function (GO): DNA-binding transcription factor activity, RNA polymerase II-specific; protein dimerization activity; serum response element binding
Source: RefSeq, a predicted model, not a curated record
UAUUGGUCCACCCACAUUCUUUUUUGGAAAGCAAAGAAGCGACAUAAAAGGCAACAGGUUUUCAAGUUGCGAACUCCAUAAAAGGCCAUCCUACAACAAGCACAAUGCAGAGCGAAGAUUCCACAACAACAACAGAUGAACUAGACAACAUGCAUUACGGAGCUCAAUCUCAAGGAAGCGGAGUUCUUGAUCCGUCCUCGAUUGAAGAAGGAGAAUUCGAAGCAGCAAUGGCUGGCGAUCAUGAUGCACAUGGAUUGAAACGACCGACGGAAAGCGACGACGACGGUGACGCUGAUUCUAGCAUGUUGGUGGAGGAAAGACCUAAGAAAAAGACCCGAGGACGUGUUAAAAUCGAAAUGAAGUUUAUUGCCAACAAGUUGAGGAGGUACACGACGUUUAGCAAAAGAAAAACAGGGAUUAUGAAAAAGGCCUACGAACUAAGCACCCUGACCGGAACGCAGGUGAUGCUGUUGGUAGCUUCCGAAACAGGGCAUGUUUACACCUUCGCCACAAGAAAACUUCAACCCAUGAUUACUUCAGAGAGCGGCAAAGCUCUCAUUCAAACGUGCUUGAACUCUCCCGAUCCUCCUGUUUCUCAGAUUCCGAACCCAGACCAAAGGAUGUCAGCGACGGGAUACGAAGAAACAGAUCUAACUUACACCGUGAACGAAAAUGACGCCGAGAAGAUGCAGGAUAGAGGUGGCAUUUUCACAUCCCAACAAAUAGACACUAAUCAGGGACUGACAGUGGGUUCGUUAUCAGGGGCAAGUGGAUCCAUGACGGGUAUUACAGCAUUGCCGGCAACAGGACAUUCCUUCCCCAUCACAACCUACAUCCCACAAUCUAACAUCCAACAGCAAGGUGGUAACAAGAACACGUCCAUUCAGUCUUCAUAUUCUGUGCAAGCUAUGCCUGGAGGAGCUUUUACCACCAUAUUUGCUCCAGGGACUUCAGUCCAGUUGGGACAAACACUUGCACAAGGACAGCAGCAAGGGUCUACAGUACAGGUGCUUGCACAGCCUGCUGUGCAGAUCCAGCGAGUACAGCAGCCUCAGACUCAGACAGUGCAAGUUAACCCAGUGAACACCACAACAGCCUCAAACACCAUCACCUUGCCAAUUGUUCAGGAUGCAGGCCAGACCCAUGAUAAUAAUGUUGACCAGUCAUCUGGCUCACAGGCAAACAACUUGCAGUCAGUUGGAACAGUCGUGGUCCCCAUAGCAACCAAUCAAGAUGGGAGUGUCUCCCUUGGAAAUGCCAUCCCUUCUUCCAUGAUGCUGACAUCUUCCCAAGCAAGCCAAAUCCCAGUCAUGUACAGUGUGUAUGCAUCACCUAACUCUGGGCUGGUGACUGUGUCUAACCUCUCAGAGAGUGGCACAGAACAAGGGUCAGGACACACCCAUCUGUCUGGAGAAGCAAGUGAUAUAACACAGCAGGCUCUUCCUGGGUCUCUGUCCUUGGCUGCAGUUCAAGUGCACCAGGAUAUAAACUCUGGUGUGCAUGCUUAUGCAACACAAGCUGUUGUCACAGAGAGCAGUGGCACUCAAACUGCAGAUGAAAUGCAUACUAUGGUCAGUGAUCAUGGGAAUUUAACCGUGGGUACAGAGUCAGACACAGGGAUUGUGAAAAAUGAUCUGUCAGUGUCUGUCAAUUAAACUGCCUCUUUAUCCCUUUCAUGCUGAUGAU